UCAAACAGCCAAACACGGCUUAUAAGAUACUCCUUCUCUCUAGAUUCCUCUCUCUCUCUCUCUAUAACUGUAAAAGCAGCAAAAAAUGGCGGUUUCUGCUCGGCGAUCAACCGGACCGGUGCUACGUUCACUUUCACCUGCCGAAAGAUUUUAUUCGUCGAACUCUAGGACGACGUCGUCUUCUGCUUCAUCAAUACGGUUCUCUCUGGACCGUGAGAGUUCUUCCCCAAGCCGGUCUAUUUCUGUUAUGAACCGGGAGAGCACUACGAACCGGCAGUACAAAUCUAUGUCUUCUCAGAAGAAGAUGACGUGUAUGUGUUCGCCGACGACACAUCCAGGUUCAUACCGUUGUAGUAUGCAUAAGAAAACGGACGUUCGAAGGAGCAGUAGCAGUACUCAAACAGUAUCGUCGUCUUAUAAUUUGAAUUCGAACCGGUUGUAUACGAGGCGGUCGGCGAUGACAAAUUCACUUGUACGACUCGGUACUGUUGAAGGCGAAUUGGUGAAACGAGCUUUGGCGGCUUUGAUUCGUCCGUCGUCUCAUCAACAGCGCCGCCGUUACGGUUUUCAGCGCCGACCGAGCCGGCUUUCCAAUAUGUAUAGAACCGAUGAUUCUGCUGAAUGCUGACCUCAGCAACGAUGAAGUGACGUCAGCUGGUACAAGGCGGCGGCGAAGCAUAGCGGCGGAUCGAGUGACUGGGUGGAGGUCGGAACGGAACGGUUUUUUUGUGUAAUCCGGUCGGCCAAAAACUUAAGAUCCGACUGUGUAUAUAUUAGUCUUACUACAUGAAGAAAUUUAUAUAACAUCGAAUCAUCCAGUUUAAUUCUCCCGUUGAUU
Molecule: messenger RNA, 838 nt
Organism: Nicotiana attenuata
Lineage: Eukaryota; Viridiplantae; Streptophyta; Magnoliopsida; Solanales; Solanaceae
Exons: 1
Coding region: 86-628 (180 amino acids)
Source: RefSeq, a predicted model, not a curated record